AUGGUAACUGCAACAGGUGUUGCCCUUCCUCCUGUCUAUGUCUUUCCUCGUGUUCAUUUCAAAGACCAUUUUUUAAACGGCGCUCCGGUUGUAAGUCUUGGUUUAUCUAACAGAAGUGGCUGGAUGAUGGCAGAAUUGCACGUUGAUGUUCUUAAACAUAUUCAACGGCACACAUCAUGUACCAAAGAUAAUCCAAUUUUAAUUAUAUGUGACAAUCACGAGUCACAUGUUUCAAUUCAAGCAGUGAAUUUUUGUCGCGAUCGUGGAAUCGUUUAUCUAUGUCUUCCGCCACACACAUCCCACAAACUACAACCACUGGAUGUAAGCGUUUUUGGCCCCUUUAAAAGCAGAUUUAAAAUAGCUUUUAACGACUGGCAUAUUCGAAAUGUCGGUAAAACUUUAUCCAUCUAUAAUAUAGCAGAGCGUACCAAAUCGGCCUUCCUAGAAUCUUUUACGCCAAGAAACAUCACAAGUGGCUUUUCAAAGCCUGGGAUUUGGCUAUUCGAUGGACUAGCAUUUGGGGAUGACGAUUUUGCUCCAAUAGAAGUUUUUGAUGCUGGAUUUCAGAACGAAGGUGAUGAUGGUGGCCUGGAUUUAGACAAAUUGGAAGUUGAUUUUGUGGGAAUCCAGACAAGUCAAGAUAGAGUUAGCGAAAACUCUGUAGGAGACGAGAUUUUAGCUAGGGAAGCCGAUCCUCUUAGUCACCAGUCGGACAUUGCUGCACCUCCAAACCUUGCUUCAUCAUUUUUGAGCGUAACUCCAUCUCCAAAUGUUUUCCCAUCGACUUCUCGAAUGUUUUGUCCCCUGAAGCUGUAA
Molecule: messenger RNA, 816 nt
Organism: Parnassius apollo (apollo)
Lineage: Eukaryota; Metazoa; Arthropoda; Insecta; Lepidoptera; Papilionidae
Source: the annotation of a GenBank genome assembly